AUGGCAUCGAUCUUAAAAUGGGCAAGAGCAGCGACGAGAAGAUCGCCAUCCGCGCCAUUGCGGUUCCCCACGACGGGGUAUGAAUUGACCAGCGAUGCUCAACCACUUGACGAGGAACAACUUGAGGGAUUCAAAAGGGGGCUAUAUUGUCCUGUAAACAUUGGAGAUGUAUUUAUGUCUAAAUACCAAGUCGUCGGAAAGCUUGGAUAUGGCAUGACGUCUACUGUCUGGUUGGCGCGCAAUUUACAAGCUCAUGAACACGUUUCCCUUAAAAUCUACACUCGUGACGGAGAUCCAAAGGAAGAAUCCGAGAUUUAUAAACGUCUAAGGAAAGGCAACAAUUCCCAUCCCGGGUUUCCACAUAUUAGGACAGCCCUUGAGAUAUUUACAAUACCCCGUAUAGGCGGUGAUCAUACUUGUCUUGUGCAGAAACCGAUGUGGGAAAGCUUUAGAGAACUUAAAUAUCGUCUUCCGAACCAUUGUUUUACGGAGAAGAUAUUAAAGGGUGCAUUGAAACAGUUGUUUUUGGCUUUGGAUUAUUUGCAUAGAGAAUGUCAGCUUGUUCAUACGGACAUUAAGGCGGAUAAUAUCCUAUCUGAAAUUGAGGACGAAUCCAUUCUCGACGCCUUCACAGAAGCGGAGAUGAAUUCUCCUUCACCUCGCAAGGUAAUUGAUGGUGUGACUGUGUAUGCGUCACGAAGAUUCGAUGUCCCAAGAGUUUUUGGUGAUUCUGUGUUGAGCGACUUUGGCUCUGCAGUUCGGGGGGAUUUGAAGAGGAAUCAUGGUGCAGGGCCUCAAAUCUACCGAGCACCGGAAGUCUUGAUCAAAUCACCUUGGAGUUAUCCGAUCGAUAUAUGGAACGUAGGAGCAAUGAUUUGGGAUCUCUUUGAGGGAAAACAUAUGUUUUAUGGUGAAGAUAGCGAUGGAAAAGGCUAUUCCACUCGUGCUCAUUUAGCAGAGGUUAUUGGAAUGUUGGGACCUCCCCCUAUGGAUUUUCUCGAAAGAGGUUUGCGACCUCCCGAGUUCUUUGAUCAAGAAGGUAAAUGGAUAGCAGGAAUGCCUGUUGCGAAAGAUAAGGAAUUGAAGAAGAUGGAAGUACGUCUUCAGGGUAGGAAUCAGGAGAUGUUUUUGAAUAUGAUGCGUGGUAUGCUUCAAUGGCGGCCGGAAGAUAGGAGGUCUGCUAGGCAAUUAGCUGAUGAUCCUUGGAUUAAUGAUGUAACUGAUUAG
Molecule: messenger RNA, 1227 nt
Organism: Botrytis sinoallii
Lineage: Eukaryota; Fungi; Ascomycota; Leotiomycetes; Helotiales; Sclerotiniaceae
Exons: 5
Coding region: 1-1227 (408 amino acids)
Biological process (GO): protein phosphorylation; spliceosomal complex assembly; regulation of mRNA processing
Molecular function (GO): ATP binding; protein kinase activity
Source: RefSeq, a predicted model, not a curated record